This is a messenger RNA of Coprinopsis cinerea okayama7#130, 681 nucleotides long. RefSeq lists its product as hypothetical. Bases 1 to 681 code for a protein of 226 amino acids. NCBI's taxonomy places the organism in Eukaryota, Fungi, Basidiomycota, Agaricomycetes, Agaricales, Psathyrellaceae. The record is from RefSeq and is a predicted model, not a curated record. The transcript has 6 exons.
AUGUCGUUGUCACGUACACCGUAUGGACAUUGGUCGACCGCUGUGGUGUCAAUAGCUAUCUUCUUGGGCUUCCUUAUCUUCGUCGAUGUAGUGGACGUUGACUGGUUCGUGAUUUCGUAUGUGUAUGCACGUUUUGUUAUCAUCAGACGUUACGAUACUGAGCCCUGGCCUUGCCCUGAGAAUAUCCGAUCAUACGCGCUCGCCCCUCGAGCGCUCAGCACGUUCGGCCUUCGAGGAGAACAAAGAACCAGUUCCACUGCCAUCCAACUCGAGCUCCGAACUUGUUCGUUCUCGCGAACUCCAGCUUCUGAACUUCUGGCUCUCACGGCGACCUCCCGAAGGAAGGGAAGAACGGGCGUCUCGAAGGAAGUGAAGAACAGGUGUCUCGAAGGAGUGAGAACAAAACCCAAAACCCACCUCGGUCAAAACUCGGCCAACAAAACGAUGAGGCAUUUUCAGGAAUUCACAUUGAAUUGGGGUCUUCGAAAAAGGAUAAGUGUUUUAUUGAUGCUGCGCAUCGUGAUGGCGAGUAAUGUGACAUGCCCUCGUAGUAGGGUUGUAAGGGUUGUAUGGUGCAUUGAGAUGCACACGGAUUGCAACACCCAAACCCUGAUGCUCCUCGGCGCGCGGUCUCAUCUGAAACUCUUGGCGCCCUCCACCGCCGAGCGCGCCCUCUCCUGA